UUCCGCUGUUUUUUUUCGGCAAAAUUAUCCACACCCAACGCCGCGCUAUGCAUUCUGGGAUAUGUUGGGCCAUGAAGUCUACACAGCCACAUCCUUCAAAUUCAGGGAAAUGAAGGACGCAUUUGUGGGCCACAUUUCGAGCAGCCUUUGAAUUGAAACUUAAAAUGCGGCCUUUAAGGCUGCAGACCCUGAAUUGGGAUACAGCCCCUGUUGCUCUCCCCUGUCUGUGUUCUCUGUCAAAUCCCUGUGUGAAGCCAUGUCUCUGAGUCUGUCUCUGUGAUUUUGUGUUUCCUGCUUUACUUUCAAGGUCUUUGUCUCAUGUCAGUGUUUUCAGUUUUGCUUCCUUGGUCUCGUUAGCCCUGAUGUCUCCCACCAGUGUUCACCUCCUGCCUCUCAUUCCCCUCGUUAUGUCCUGUGUAUUUUAGCCCUGUAUUUUCUGUGCUCCCUGUCGCGUCGUAAACGGCACUAAUCCUGUGCUGUGUGUCUCCCCGUGGAUUAGUUUUGUAUUGCCUUUUAUUUUCCAACCAGCAAUAAAGCUGCCGUUUUUGAGUUUCACUCCAGUCUUCCGAGAGUCUGCAUUUUGGGUCCUUUUCCUCGUUCCUGCCUGCACACAGCUGAACUAUGACAUUUAGCACUAUGGGGGCGCUAAUGUACAUCUACGCUGGUUGCCAACCACCAUGAACAUUUAAAGAGCAGAAGAAGAAGAAGAGGCCACUAAAGAGUUCAGGUGCACGACAUGAGGAUUUAAUGAGACAGCUUUUAUCUUACUGCUUUCGUGGAAGAUCAGGGGAUGGCGGCAACAAGGCCACGGAGAGCUAAAAUAAAUCCCAGACAAGAUGCUAGUUAUUACUGCUCCUUAGGUGAAGACAAGGCAGGAUUUGAUGUGAGGUAUAUUGAUUCAUUUAAAGGUCGCGGUGUGUUCAGCUGUCGGUCAUUUCAAAAGGGAGAUUUUCUUUUUGAGUACAGAGGACAAAUCAUAACUAAAGAGGAACAAGAAAACCGAAUGAAACUUUACCAUGAUGCACUCAAGGUUUUCAUAUUUGAUUUCAAGUUCAAUGGAAAACAGUUAUGUGUUGAUGCUGCCAGAGAGGACGGCUCACUUGGCAGACUUGUAAAUGACGAUAAUGUGAAUCCAAACAGUAAAAUGACAGUUACCAGAGUGGAUGGAAGGCCCCAUCUCUGUUUGUUUGCAAUCAAAGAUAUUGGUCCAGGAGAAGAAAUCACCUAUAACUAUGGUGAUUCCAACUGGCCAUGGAGAAGCAAGAAAUCCAACAUGGUGGCAUCUCAGGCUGUGGAUGAGAAUGCAGCCAGUUCCUCUCCUAACGACGCAACAAAGAAAUCCAACAUGGUGGCAUCUCAGGCUGUGGAUGAGAAUGCAGCCAGUUCCUCUCCUAACGACGCAACAAAGAAAUCCAACAUGGUGGCAUCUCAGGCUGUGGAUGAGAAUGCAGCCAGUUCCUCUCCUAACGAAGCAACAAAGAAAUCCAACAUGGUGGCAUCUCAGGCUGUGGAUGAGAAUGCAGCCAGUUCCUCUCCUAACGACGCAACAAAGAAAUCCAACAUGGUGCCAUCUCAGGCUGUGGAUGAGAAUGCAGCCAGUUCCUCUCCUAACGACGCAACAAAGAAAUCCAACAUGGUGGCAUCUCAGGCUGUGGAUGAGAAUGCAGCCAGUUCCUCUCCUAACGACUCAACAAAGGACUGCGAUCAUGAUCUAGUCCCUGACGAAAUGUCAAGUUUAGAAAAAUGUUUUGCAUGUGGAGGACCUUUUUCGCCUCUGAAAUGGAGUGGUGUGAGAUGUGAAGCACAAAGUAAAAAUGGAGCGGGUAAGGUCAUUGAACCCAACAGAAUACUAAACAAGGAGAUGAAGCCAAGCAGUAAGAAGAAAACAAAUAAACAAUCUGCUUCUCUGGAAAAUGCAAGGAGGGUCAAAAAGCAUCCUUGGUCUCCCACGGAGGUUGCUGCGAUAAUGAAGUAUUUUGGCGAACAUAUCAAAAAGGAAAACUGGCCACUAUUAUCGAAUGCCAGCAAUGCAAAACUGCAGAAGAUCCUGCUCUGGCUGGUCGUUCUAUUCAAAACAUCAGAGAUUUUGUGAGGAAUCGGGGCGUGUCGUUGAAGAAAAAAGAAAAUCCUAUGUAGAGGAGUCUACAUAACUCCAAAGUACUUCUUGGAGGAGUUACAAAAGAUAUUUUGUAUGUUUUGGUUUCUCAUUUAUUUAUUUUAGAAUUUUACUAUUAGAAGAUUGGUAAAUUCAUUUUGUUGACACUGUUUUAGUGCAUCUGAUCUAAGAGGACAUAUAAUUUUAUAUUGCCAGUUAUUUUCAUUUCUGUUAACAAAACAAUCCUGUUUUUGUAAAAUGCACUCAAUUUGUUCCUUUUAUUCACCUGUUGCCCUUUUAAUACACACAAAACACAUGUUUGUGUAUGUGUAUGGCCUUUGUCCUGUUAAUAAAGUUAGCCCUGACAAUUACUGUUCAUGUCAGGGGGAGGAGCCAAGUUA
Molecule: messenger RNA, 2496 nt
Organism: Oreochromis niloticus (Nile tilapia)
Lineage: Eukaryota; Metazoa; Chordata; Actinopteri; Cichliformes; Cichlidae
Product: histone-lysine N-methyltransferase mes-4
Exons: 14
Coding region: 791-2092 (433 amino acids)
Biological process (GO): regulation of DNA damage response, signal transduction by p53 class mediator; regulation of transcription by RNA polymerase II
Cellular component (GO): polytene chromosome; nucleus
Molecular function (GO): histone H4K20 methyltransferase activity; transcription regulator activity; protein binding
Source: RefSeq, a predicted model, not a curated record